AUGCGCUCCUCACUCCUGCUCAUCGCCCUCGCUGGCGUUCGCGGGCUUGCUGCCGAGUCCGACUCGACCUACCUCACUUCGGCAGCUUCGGCAGCUUCAUCUCAUCACGCCAGCUCGUCGGGUGCUACCGCUGCCACUUCUGCUACAGGACGCAGCAGCGUCGCGUCUUCCAUCGCGCACUCGACGUCUGCGGUCGCGACUUCAUCAUCGGCAGCGCAUACAUUCUCUGAGUCGACCACCGCCCCCGCCAUCUCCGGUUCGGGUAACAGCACUGGCUCUGCCUUUCCAACCCCGACCGGCAAUGCCACUGCAUCUGGAUCAUACGAGCCAUUCCCUGUGCCAUCUUCCGAGCCUGCCAUCCCGGGCGUGUAUCCAGCCACUCAGCCCAAGGCGCCACCUCCUGUCGAGAGUCCUUUUGUGGUGCCCGACUUCGCUCCAGCAUGGGCGGCAGCACACAAGAAGGCCGCGGCUCUUGUUGCGCAGAUGACACUCGAGCAGAAGGUGAACGUCACUACGGGUGUGGGCUGGGAAGGCGGGCGCUGCGUCGGCAACACGCCUGCUAUCCCAGAAGUCGGUUACCCGUCCAUUUGCUUGGAGGACUCUCCGAUCGGCGUCCGUGACGCUGACUUCGUCACGGCUUUCCCUGCAGGCAUCAACGCGGCCACGACGUGGUCGCGCUCCCUCAUUCGCGCGCGGGGCUUGGCCAUGGGUCAGGAACAUGUGGGCAAGGGCGUCCAUGUAGCACUUGGCCCUAUGAUGAACCUUGGGCGUGACGCUCAAGGUGGACGCAACUGGGAGGGUUUUGGAGCCGAUCCCUAUCUUGCGGGCGAGGCAGCGUAUGAGACGAUCCUGGGCAUGCAGGAAGCUGGAGUACAAGCCUGCGCAAAACACUAUAUCCUGAACGAGCAAGAGAACCAGCGCACGGAAGAGACCUCCAACACAGAUGACCGCACCAUCCAUGAGCUAUAUGCGCUCCCUUUCCUGCGCUCCGUCAUGGCUGGCGUUGCCAGCGUCAUGUGCUCCUAUAACGCGGCAAACGGAACGUAUGCGUGUGAGAACGAUCGCACGCUCAACCAAAUUCUCAAGGAAGAAUAUGGUUUCCAGGGGUACGUCAUGAGCGACUGGAGCGCAACGCACUCUACGGUACCUGCAGCCAACAACGGACUCGACAUGACCAUGCCAGGCGACAUCACGUUCAACUCUGGCACAUCCUACUUCGGCGCCAACCUCACGGCCGCUGUCGAAGCUGGAGAGGUCCCUGAAGGUCGUGUGGAUGAUAUGGCUGAGCGUAUCAUCGCUGCUUGGUAUCUGCUUGGCCAGGACAGCGGUUUCCCUGAGACAAACUUCAACGCGUUCGAUCCUCUCGACGAAGCUACCAACGAACACGUCGAUGUACAGGAUGACCACGACGAGCUUGUACGCGAGAUCGGCGGCGCCAGCAUCGUACUUCUGAAGAACACCGAUGGCGCUCUGCCGCUCAAGAAGCCCCGUACACUUGCUAUAAUCGGAUCUGAUGCUCGUCCCGGUAUCACUGGCCCAGACGAGUUCUCCGAUCUUGGCGGCGUCGACGGCAUCCUCGCUAUGGGAUGGGGCUCUGGCACUGCAAACCUGACCUACCUCAUUUCGCCGUACGAGGCGUUGCAGGCGCGUGCACGCAAGGGUCGCACCUCGUUCUUCUGGAGCUUCGACGACUACAACCUGCUCAACGCGCAGGUCAUCGCGAACAAGAAGGAUGCCGCUAUCGUGUUCGUCCAGAGUGACUCAGGCGAGGGCUACAUCACUGUCGACGGGAACGCUGGAGAUCGCAAGAAUAUGACUGCUUGGCACAACGGCGAUCAACUCGUUCAGGCCGUAGCCUCCAUCAACCCGAACACGAUUGUCGUCGUGCACUCAGUCGGCCCUCUGAUCCUCGAGCCGUGGAUCGAGAACCCGAACGUCACUGCUGUUCUCUGGGCAGGUGUCUCCGGUCCUGAGACUGGUAACGCCGUCACCGACGUCAUCUACGGCGCUGUCAACCCCAGCGGACAUCUUCCGUACACCAUCGCCAAGGCUGUCGACGAUUACCCGGCGCAGAUUGUGGAGGGCAACACCUUCUUGACCGUUGACUACACCGAGGGUCUUUUCAUCGACUACCGCCACUUCGAUCAGGCUGACAUCGAGCCGCGCUUCGAGUUUGGCUUUGGAUUGUCGUACACCAACUUCAGCUUCUCGGAUCUCUCGAUUUCGAAGGUCAGCGGCGGUGAGGACCCUGACUCCGAGGAAGAGGCCGCAUGGGCCGCAGGCGAGUCGAGCCCGCUCGUAGAUGGACGUAGCGCCGCGCUGUGGCUGCACCGCCCACUCAUCAACGUGAGCUUCAAGGUCAAGAACACGGGCGACGUUAAGGGUACCGAGAUCCCUCAGCUUUACCUCCACCACGAAGCCUCUGCCAAUGAGCCGCCGAGCAUCCUCAAGGGCUUCUCGGACGUGACCCUCGAGCCCGGCGCGAGCAAGACCGUGAAGUUGCAGCUCAACCGCUUCGACUUGUCCGUGUGGGACGUCGUUGGUCAGAGUUGGGUGCGCCCGAGUGAGGACUCGAAGUGGGGCAUUAGCAUCGGCGCCAGCUCGCGCGACUUCAGGCUGAACGGUACGAUUACCCUCUGA
Molecule: messenger RNA, 2640 nt
Organism: Peniophora sp. CBMAI 1063
Lineage: Eukaryota; Fungi; Basidiomycota; Agaricomycetes; Russulales; Peniophoraceae
Source: the annotation of a GenBank genome assembly